AUGCGAAUAAAUGUGUCGAUCCCACUGGCACUCUCUAGAUUGGCAAUAUACUGGCUGAUUUCCGUAUUCACAGUAUGCCUCAUCCUUCUUCCCUGGUCCAUAAUCGCGUGGAUGCGGUUUUACCAGAUUCUCGUACCAAAUCCAAUAGUUUCGCAUCACCUCACUUUUGACUACGUAUUCAAGAACAGAGGGCCGUUUGCCGUGGCCAAUUCGCACGAUUUCAUCCAGAGCUUGGUCGCCAUAUACGAAAAAUCGCAAUCUCUCCAGGCCGAUCCGUCUUUAAGGCACAAUUCUCUCUCUAACUUUGAGGUUACUCUCAGGUACAAAUACGCUGAUAUGGGUGGCAAAGACCACCAAGACCCGCUGGUAGGCCUUCGAUUUUCGAUCCUCGAUGAUUCCUUACUCAACAAUAAGCUCCGCCCAUGGGAAAUCAGCCCGCAUUUACUUGAUGAGAAGUCGAAGCACACCAAAUUAUGGCCAAUAACAGACAAUCUCCCCGGUAUAACGCGUUUCGAUCAAACUACAAACACGCUCAGGUCGAAGGCAAUUGAGUGGCCUCUGCAUAGAUCAACGGUGAAUGCCUCAGAUGCGAUUCCCGUUGCUGAAAAUACGGAAUUACGCGGAAAAAAGCGGUCUUCCAGCCUGCUAUCUUUCUGGCCAAGCUUUUUGUCAAAACACGUUUCUGCAAACUUGGAAACGGUUAGCAGUAGCAGGCGGGGAAUCUACCACUCGAGAACAGCGUGGCUUCUCAAGGAUAGCACAAUUGAGCUUGUUCCAUCGUGGGUAAUGAAGUAUGUACUGCCUCCAUUUCUGGCGGGACUGCUUCGGUUUGGCAAAUUUCACGAUUCCAAUCUGGCGGAUGUGAGCUUUCCUGCAGAGAAGUUGCCGAUGUUCAGCUCGCAGGCUUUGCAAGGCAUUCUUGAGGAUAGCAAGCACAUCAAGUUGAUUGUAGAGUUUGCCAACCCAUCGAUAUUUAUCACUUCUGCAGAUCUUGACUUUACCGUCAAGUUCAAGGGGUUCAGGCAUUAUCUUUAUCACUACAAGGCGGCUUCAUUUAUUCUUGGUGUGGGUGCGUUUUGGGCUAUCAGCUCGGCCAUUUGCGUUGUUUUGAGCUAUGGCAUGUUUCUCUGGAUUAAAAGCAAGCAAUCGAGUGAAGUGAAACAGUUGGGAAAACGGCCAACUGCAUUAAUCACAUCUGUUUCCACGUCGAUUGAAGAUUCUUUGGAUGGUGGUAAGGAUUCUGGGUGA
This is a messenger RNA of Brettanomyces bruxellensis, 1248 nucleotides long. RefSeq lists its product as uncharacterized. The transcript has a single exon. Lineage: Eukaryota; Fungi; Ascomycota; Pichiomycetes; Pichiales; Pichiaceae. Gene Ontology annotation, biological process: lipid storage. The record is from RefSeq and is a predicted model, not a curated record. The coding region runs from base 1 to 1248 and encodes 415 amino acids.